This is a messenger RNA of Glycine soja, 1111 nucleotides long. Its product is annotated as FCS-Like Zinc finger 13-like. The transcript has 2 exons. Bases 111 to 872 code for a protein of 253 amino acids. The record is from RefSeq and is a predicted model, not a curated record. Lineage: Eukaryota; Viridiplantae; Streptophyta; Magnoliopsida; Fabales; Fabaceae.
ACAUCUCACAUCCCACCCUUCACAAUAAUCUUUGGCACAAACACACACACACCCAUCUCCUCCAUCCUUGUUCUCCACAAUUCUAGCUACCUAGCACAAAAAUUGUAGUCAUGUUGGGGAAGAGGCCCCAGCCACUGAUCGGAAAAAUCUCCGAAUUAUUGGUCUCCGGCGGUCGUGCCGCCGUGCUUUUCGAUGCCCUCGGAAGCCCUAGAAGCCCGUUUGACAUGAUGAACUUAAAGAUGCAAUCACCAAAGGGCCUAAAAAGCUAUGACCUUGGUGGUGUUGGUCUAGGAAUUGUGGUGGCCCUUGAUAAAUCAUCAUCCGAGGAACAAGGCCAUGUUUGCACAUCAAAUUCAAACCGAUCCGUACCAAUCCCAGUUACUAACCAACGUGGGUUUCAAAAGGGUGUGAAUGAAAUUCCCGCUGGAAGCUCCGAGGAUUACACGUUUGUGACAUACCAUGUACCUAACAACAAGACCAUCACUAAGGUUUAUUAUGAUGGCGGUGAAGGUGGAAUUCUAACACAUGGCUACUAUAAUAUUAAUAAUAAUAACAACAACAACGUUGGUGUUGGUGGUGUUAGAAGAAUCCCACCAACGCAAACUUUAAUUGAAGAAGAUGAACAGUCAUAUCCCACCUCGGAUUUUCUAAGCUCGUGUCACUUGUGCCGAAAGAAUCUCGAUGGCAAAGACAUAUACAUGUACAGAGGAGAGAAAGCAUUUUGUAGCAACGAGUGCCGUUCAAGGCAAAUAUCGAUGGACGAUGAACGCAAAGAACGGUGUAGAUCAGAAGCUUCAAGGUCUGUGGAGUUGUCAAGUUCACCAUACACAGCAAGGGAUCAAAUGUUUUCAACUGGGAUUGUUGCCCUUUAGCGUUUAAUUUCUGUCACUGUAGUAGAGACUCAUAUAUACUUUGAAGUUUGAAUUCACAUCAUAUAAGGCUAUACUUUGUGAAUGAAAUUAAGACACCUUAGUGGUGUAACCAUAUGAAAAUUUUGGAUCGGAAAAAGUGGUAGAGAUUUUGAUGUAGUUGAAUACUAAUAAGAGCUUUCUUCUUCUUUGUUUUAUCUUAGAAGAAUUAUAAAUUUGCGGUUUCAAUUGCACAGAUUUAA